AUGGAACCCAAAUCUGAGGUAGCCAUGGUGGAGCAUGCAAAUACUUGUAGCGAUGACAACCACGAGCACGACACACUUGCUGCUGCGGAGGAUGGCGGUAAACUCGACGCCACGGAUGAGCAGAAAGCCAUACAAGCCACCCUCUCAGAACACGAUCUGACAAUAUGGGAGGCACUCAGGCGUUAUAAGAAAGCGGCUCUUUGGUCGAUGCUCGUCUCGAUGUCGGUCAUCAUGCGUGCCUACGACAUUGAGAUUACCGGAAACUUUUACGCCUUGCCGGCGUUUAGAGACCACCUUGGCGAGCAUGUCGAUGGACAUGGGAUGGAGAUUCCCGUCCAGUGGCAGGUGGCAAUGAGUAUGGGCCCCAUCGUCGGACAAGUCGCUGGUGCAUGGCUUGCUGCUGUACCCAUGGACUCCUUGGGCCGGAAGAAGGCCUUGGCCAUUUACCUCAUCAUGACUUCCGCCCUCGUCUUCAUGCAAGUCUUUGCACCAAACCGCACCGUUCUCACCGUUUCCAUGUAUCUCGCUGGGAUCAUAUGGGGUGGCUACCACGUUCUAGCCCCUGUGUAUGCGUCAGAGGUUCUGCCCUUGCGAUUGCGUGGAAUCUUCAUCGCGUACGUCAGCUUGUGCUACGUGAUGGGCCAGUUCAUCCAGACAGGCAUCACACGAGCCUUCGUCAGCUGGAGCAGCGUAUGGGCAUACAAGAUUCCAUAUGCCCUACAAUGGGUUUGGCCUGUCUUCAUCCUCUCCUUCCUCUACUGGUGUCCUGAGUCACCGUGGUGGCUGAUUCGCCAGAACCGGCUGGACGACGCCAAGAAGGCACUCGAUCGACUUUCUAGCAAGCAGUGUCACGCCCACAACCACGAUGUGCUUGCCAUGAUGGUGAAGACCGACAUUUAUGAGAGAGAGCUCGAGGUUGGGGCUACAUUCCGGGAUUGUUUCAAGGGACCCAAUCUCCGUCGCCUCGAGAUUGCCUCUGCCGUCUUCAUCGUCCAAAACUUCUAG
Colletotrichum aenigma is the source of this 1005-nucleotide messenger RNA. Its product is annotated as General alpha-glucoside permease. The coding region runs from base 1 to 1005 and encodes 334 amino acids. The record is from RefSeq and is a predicted model, not a curated record. The transcript has a single exon. Gene Ontology annotation, cellular component: membrane. NCBI's taxonomy places the organism in Eukaryota, Fungi, Ascomycota, Sordariomycetes, Glomerellales, Glomerellaceae. Gene Ontology annotation, biological process: transmembrane transport; carbohydrate transport. Gene Ontology annotation, molecular function: carbohydrate:proton symporter activity.